UUGGACCGGUAGUUCCUAAAGAUUAGCGCGUUCAAACAAACAAACAAACAAACUCUUCAGCUUUAUAUAAUAGUUUAGAAGUAUAGAUAUUCUAGAUAUUCAUUGAUGCAUGUUUCUUGUCGAAUUUUAAACGUCUAUUAGAUUAUAUGUUUUUCUGACAGUUUUACCAGAGUUAUGACUGUGAGUGACAAAUAAUCUACGGCGCAAUGGGGUGGCUGCGAUAGUAAUUCGUACGUCAAACAUAAGUCCGUGUGCGGAUAGCGUGAAGUCUGACUAAGUUGUAUCGAUGAAAGCCUCAUGCACCCGGUCUGUGGUCUCUGCUAUUUACCACGAAUCUACAAUAGUUAUUUAGGUAAUAAAGAAAAAAAUCGACAUAUUCCUUAUCCUCUUUUGUAUCUCCUAUUUUGGAAACUAAGAUAAUAUCGUUGAGCAAUUUCGAGGGAUUUUUCUUAAAAUCUAAGGUGAAAUCAAAAUUGUAAGUGGAAACACUGGCAAGUACAGCUAGUUGUUCACAGUUGUAACUUGUACGGCAAGAUAGAGCGUGAAUGAGACGCUUUAUUCAAUAUUACCGCGUUUUUUUCAUUUCGAAUUUUGAAAAUUUGGUUUGUUUCGUUUUGUACCUUGCUAUGAAUCUAUCUAAGCUUAUAAUUAAAUAUUCACAAAACAAAAUUUGUACGGUAUGUCUAUCAAUUUUCGAAUCUCCAGUGGGAAAAAUGGUAUUAGCAGCUGAUGAUGAAUUUGUUUAUCUUGUUGCAUUUGAAGACUCUAAAAACUUUGAUAAAAUGUUUCAAAACCUUUCAAAAGAAUUAUCGUGUUGUUUUGUUGAAAGCACAAACAAUGUUUUGAAACUAUUGCAAGAGGAGCUUAGCGAUUACUUUGAUGGCAAAGCAAAGAAGUUUUCAGUGCCACUUAAAACAUUCGGAUCGGAUUUUCAGAAGGAAGUGUGGGAGAAACUGAUAGAACUGCCAUACGGAUCGACACAGUCUUAUGGAGACCUCGCUAAAGCUAUGGGUCGGUCAGCUAGCUAUGCCCGGGCUAUUGGUGCAGCUUGUGGAGCUAAUGCGCAUUUAAUCGUCAUUCCCUGCCACAGAUUAGUAGGAUCAAACAACAAAGGAGGAUUCAGUUGUGGAAUAAACCGCAAAGACUGGCUUCUUGAACAUGAAAAGAAAAAUGCCGAGGGGUAAAAUAGGAGAUAAUUAUAUAAGUGCUAAAUACAGUUAAAAUGUUAACUCUCAUUAAACAGCAAGGCUGCCUAAUCUCAGCCCUUUCUUGUACCCUUGGAAGGAGUUAUAAAUAUUCUGUCUGGACAAGUAUCCUUUUAAAUUCAAUUUUGAAGUUCCAUAAAUCUUACUCAAUUAUAAAAAAUAAUAUUUAUGUAGGUACAUGUUUUGAUGUUUGUUAACAUACGCCAGAAACCACUAAACAGGUUAAAUUAGGCAUUAGACAUGUCCCGAUUGUCAUAAUAUAAACUAAAUUUUAUCCAGAAUAGGUGCACAUAGAAACUUUUAAACUGGUAACAUUUAAGAAUUAAGUUUUCAUCAUCAUUUUGACCUGAUUGUUAAACAGGUUGGGCAGCUUUGCUGUGAGUUAUCUGUUCCAUAAUAUGUAUUUCUGCAUGAACAAUUUAGUGUGCAUGUGUUCCCGCUACUAUGCCCGUAAUUGACUUAUCCACCAGGGGCUUAUCUAUACUUUAAAUCAUAGUGUUCAGCUAAACUUCUAAUCCUCGUCGCCCAUUUAUUUGUAUUCAAUUAUAUCCCUGUUUAAUAUAAGCACUUAGUACAGUAAAAGUUUUCCUAUAUUUUAUCUCAUUUUUAUAUUUUACUUUAUAUUUGUUAAAAUAAUUACACAUUUAAACAAUUAUUUUUUCUAACAAUGCAAUACAUGCCAUGUCAACUGAGGGUAAUACAUUUAAAACAUUCUAAAUGAAAUGUAACAUUAUAUUAAUUGAAUUACCUCGGUUUUUUCUUAAACAAUAAAUUAAUUAAAUGGGGAUUUUGACCAGCUACUACACAGCAAUGUAAAAAUGUUUUGUUUUUGCAAUCCCAAUUUGAUUGUGAUGCAGUAUUUAUCUAAGAAGUUAGAGUAUCUUGUCAAACUCCAUCUCUGUUAUUGCUUAGCUACGGUAACCUAGUAAACCAUCAUGUGUAGAAAUACAUAUUAUGGAACAUAAUUAUACAGGUGUAAUAUUUUUUGAUAUUUGGACAUAUAAAAUGAAGAUAUAUUUUAUGUCUCUAGAAUGCUUUCUAAAAUUUGUAUUGGUAAAUUAUAUUCUUUAGUUGAUAUGGAAAAUACUGUAUUCAUGAUUUCUGAGUAUUGGAGGCAUUCUAUUUUUUUUUUAAAGUAAGUAAUAUAGAAAUUUUAUGUACGUAAGUAUAUCAUUUAAUUACAUGUUUCCAUAUAUAUUAUAAUUCUCUUUGAUUACAUGUAUAUGGACAUCAUUUGUAGGGGCAGGAUGGGAGAAAUGUUGAUACCUAGGAUGACAGUAAUAUUUAUAUUUAUAUAUAAAUAAAAUAUCACUAGUUUUGUA
Messenger RNA from Manduca sexta (tobacco hornworm), 2527 nucleotides. RefSeq names its product methylated-DNA--protein-cysteine methyltransferase, inducible. Gene Ontology annotation, molecular function: methylated-DNA-[protein]-cysteine S-methyltransferase activity. Gene Ontology annotation, biological process: DNA repair. The record is from RefSeq and is a predicted model, not a curated record. The transcript has 2 exons. NCBI's taxonomy places the organism in Eukaryota, Metazoa, Arthropoda, Insecta, Lepidoptera, Sphingidae. Bases 546 to 1184 code for a protein of 212 amino acids.